Molecule: messenger RNA, 2609 nt
Organism: Centropristis striata (black sea bass)
Lineage: Eukaryota; Metazoa; Chordata; Actinopteri; Perciformes; Serranidae
Gene: ncaph
Product: non-SMC condensin I complex, subunit H
Exons: 18
Coding region: 224-2305 (693 amino acids)
Biological process (GO): mitotic chromosome condensation
Cellular component (GO): condensin complex
Molecular function (GO): chromatin binding
Source: RefSeq, a predicted model, not a curated record
UCAUGGACUCGUGAGUCAUACUGAAAAUCCUAUGUGUGGGCGUGUCUUAAACGUCAUCACGUAGGAUGGUGUUACGUAAACCGUUCGGCGCAAAAAUUCAAACACUGUACAGGAAGAAGAAGCAGCGCUGCUCUGUUCUCACUGUCUCGUUAUAAUAAUAAUAAUAAUCUCUUAUACCGAGACGCAGUAAAACCACACCGGAUUGCAAACGUCUGGAGCUAAGAUGAGUGCAGCCUCCACACCUGUCUCCCGCAUCCGUCAAGGAUGGACGUCGUCCUCCUUGAAGAACAAGGGUCUGUCUCCUGCAGCCUGCAGCACCCCGCUACUGGCAGCUUUCCCCGGCAACGAUGACGAGCAGGAACGACGUCAGAGAAGACGGUCAAGAGUCAUUGACCUUCAGAAUCCCACUGACUCCUCCUUUAACGACUCCGCAUCUCACAGUGCUGCAGGGACUCCGGCUGCUGUACCCAAGCUGUCAAAUGCACAGAUCUCCGAGCAUUACUCCACCUGCAUCAAACUCUCCACUGAAAAUAAAAUCACCACCAAAAAUGCCUUUGGUCUCCAUCUGAUUGAUUACAUGGCUGAUAUUCUCAAACAGAAGGAUUCUGAGCUCACAAACUUCAAGGUGGCGGCUGGCACUUUGGAUGCCAGUACAAAGAUCUAUGCUGUGAGGGUGGAUGCUGUCCACGCUGAUGCCUACAGGGUGCUGGGUGGCUUGGGGGCCGAGACCAAACCUGGUGAAGACCAUGGGCAGAAGGAGGAGGCUGGAGAUGAAGCCGUUGAAGGUGAAGUGACUGCCAAGCAGCCGAAAAAAAGGAGACCCCCUAAGAAGACAGUAGAGCAAAACCUGAGCAACAUCAAUAGUGCCGAGUCUGAGAGGAAGUGUGAGGUGGACCCCAUGUUUCAGAGGAUGGCCUCAUCCUUUGAUGAGAGCAGCACGGCCGGUGUCUUUCUCUCCGUCCUCUUCAGUGAGAACAGUCGCUGCGAGCUGCUGUUUCCUUCCUACAUGACCCUCCUACAGUCCAGGCCCUCAUACUCUCCUCCACCUCCACAGGGAGUCCCAGCAUCACCUUUCAUGGUGGGACUGCAACAUUCCCAGGAGAAAGGCUCCAUCUGCCCCUCACUACAGGACUUCUCCUUUACAAGCUGGAACCCUGAGCAGACGAUGAAUCAGCUUUUGGAGAAGAUGAAGCAGGGUGACCAUGUAUUUGAUGUCAACGCUGAGCCCGAGCCCGAGCCUGAAGAAGAUGACUGCCCUGACUUUGAUGCCGACUAUGAGGAGGGGAUGGGUGACUGUGAGGAGAGGUCCAAGGAGUAUAAGGAGGGCUGUGAGGCCUCUGGAUCCGGCAAAGGAAGGGACGUAAUUCCCAUCGGAGAGGGAGACAUCGCCACCAUGUGUCUGCAGCUGUCCUCUGAGCCCCGGGAGUAUUCCUACUUCAGCCCCAGGACCAUGGCCACAUGGGCUGGACCUGGCUACUGGCAGUUCAAGCCAAAGCACAAGUUGGACCAUUUGCCUGACAAGGAGACCCGUAAAAGGAAGCCCAAGAAAACCUUUGAAAUAGACUUCAAUGAUGAUGUCAAUUUUGACACCCACUUCCGCACCACAAGAGCUGCCACGACUAUCACCAAGUCUGCCCUCAGCACAAGCAAUAAGAAAACAACUCUGCCAGCAGACUUCCAGUUUCCCCCAGAGACGCUCUCCCAGCUCAGCCAGAAGCCCUCCAGCUCGUUGAGUCAAGAAGGCCAGAAGAGGCUGUCUGGAGAGCUUGGGGAAGGAAUCGGAGACUACGACUACAACAACGCCAACGACACAGCCAACUUCUGUCCAGGUCUUCAGGCGGGCGACAGUGAUGAUGACGUGGAAGGGUUUACUGGUUCAGAUGAUACUCAGCCUUCAGGUGACAGUUUACCUGUGCCCUCACAAGAUCUAGAGGGCGUCUCAACAUAUGGCGAGGAGGACCUGGUGCCUGAACCACACAGGGUCAACAAGAUCGAGAUCAAUUAUGCAAAAAUGGCAAAGAAAAUGGACAUGAAGAGACUCAAGAACAACAUGUGGACUCUUUUGACUGAGAGCCCAAAAAAACCCAGAGAGGAGGCAGAUACUGUGGAGAAAUCAGAAGUGUGUGGGGACAAAGUCUUCAGUCAGACCACAAAGACGCUGCUUCAAAGAUUGCCAAACACGAUGGCUCAGAACCUGUCGGUGCCUCUGGCUUUUGUCGCUCUGCUUCAUCUUGCCAAUGAAAAGAAUCUGGAGCUAGUGAAGGUUGAUGACAUGUCAGAUAUCAUCAUCAGACAAGGCCAAUGAGGAGAGAUGAAUAAUGGGAUGUUUGGAGGAUCGCUGCUUUUCUCUUCAUCUUUUUUUUACUCUUUAUUGUAUACUAUAUUGUAUCUUGUGACACUCUUGUUUAGAUUGUAUAAUGUAAUUUUCUGGCAAAUACAGUUUAAAAUAAGGAAAUAGUCAAACUUCUGACCUGUAAUCCUUUAAUUACCUUUGCUUUUUUCUUUCUUCUGUACUUUUGAUGCUUAUUCUGUGUGUAGAUAUUUUAACUGCUCAACCACUGCACAAAACUGUAUAUUGUCAAAAAAAAUAAAGGCCUUUUUCUAAAACA